GCGUGGUGUUUGCUCUGCAGACGGGCUGAACUGUGAACUGUGAACUAAUAGGCAAUGCGAGAGCAGCCGCUUAUGUAAACGAGCGUCCGCCGCGGAGGGACAAGGAUGAUCCUGGAGAAACUGCAGGUCUACCUGACGACAGCAUGUCUGUUUUCCGGCAUGCUGCUGAGCACUCUCUUCCUGAGACUCAUGCUUCUCAUCUCGCCGAGCGUCACCAAGAAAAUUCUCCUGAAGAUGGGUGAAAAGGCCACCAUGACCCAAAACCCCAAUUUUAAGUAUGAAGACUGGGGUCUGACGUUCACAUCCUUAACCUUCGUCAAGACCGCCUGCCUGCACAUGUGGCUCUCUCUCGGCCAAGAGGCGUUUGUGGGCAGCAAAGCUCCGGACUCACCUGUGGUCACCCUGGAGGGGACGAGCUCCAGCAUCUUCAAGUAUCUGAAAGACAACAGGCCGCUGGUGCUGAGUUUCGGCAGCUGCACCUGACCCCCGUUUCUCUUCAAACUUGAGGAGUUCAAGCAGCUCGUCAAGGACUUCAGGGAUGUGGCAGACUUUCUCGUGGUCUACAUCGCUGAAGCACAUUCAACAGACGGUUGGGCCUUCACCAACAACGUGGACAUCAACCAGCACCAAAGUCUGGAGGAUCGCGUGUCUGCAGCCAAGAUCCUGGUUCAAAAGGAUCCUCUGUGUCCCGUGGUAGUGGAUGUGAUGUCCAACGUCACUUCCACUAAGUACGGAGCUCUGCCCGAGAGGCUGUACGUGCUGCAGGCUGGGAAAGUCAUCUACAAGAGCGGGAUGGGGCCUUGGGGCUACAGUCCACCGGAGGUGCGCUCGGUGCUGGAGAAGAUCAAAUAGGAUGGAGAAUUCGUUUGAGGGAGUUUGCCGCUGACGGUCGGAGCUCUCAGCCCUCCUAACCCUCCUCUGAGCCUGGACUCAGCCUCUCAGCGUUUGUAAGUGACGGCUACAGAUGAAACCGCUGGCCUCUGUAGCCAGAUGAGGCCAAACGCUGAGAGACUGUCCCGCCAGGGUUUGUGUUUGGGGUAAAGCAAGGGAGUCUCACCGGAUGUGCUGGAGACGUUGUUUGUGUGUCUGUGUGUCUGCCGUUUCACCUGAAGUUGUCUUAAACCCAAAGUUUAAAAGGUGACAAAGCUUUGGGACCAAUCAACAAAUCACCAACCUUCUUGUACACCUCUUGUAGCCACUGUUCUGAAGUGUGAAUUAUUUGUGUAGCCUCAGUAUUGACAGGAUGCAGUACUUUGACUUUCUCACCUUAUAUAACAAUCACUACAAUUUUCAGUUGUCUGUGAAUGCUCCAGGGUUUUUCACCAUUAGGCUGCUUUUUACAUGAAGGUUACAGUGCAAACCUCUGGUAGCUGUAAUUUGAUGGCUGGUGCAUCAAAAGUAGGCCCUUGCCUGAAUUACACAGGAGCAUUUUUGACAUGUUACUGUAUGAUUAUGCAUGUUCAUGUAUGACAAUCAAAAUUUUGCCUUUAACUAUUCUGACAUCAGAAUAAAGCACUCUUUUCAACAAAUCA
Molecule: messenger RNA, 1532 nt
Organism: Myripristis murdjan (pinecone soldierfish)
Lineage: Eukaryota; Metazoa; Chordata; Actinopteri; Holocentriformes; Holocentridae
Gene: dio1
Product: iodothyronine deiodinase 1
Exons: 4
Biological process (GO): thyroid hormone metabolic process
Molecular function (GO): thyroxine 5'-deiodinase activity
Source: RefSeq, a predicted model, not a curated record